Messenger RNA from Abrus precatorius (Indian licorice), 369 nucleotides. RefSeq names its product non-specific lipid-transfer protein 1-like. Bases 1 to 369 code for a protein of 122 amino acids. Lineage: Eukaryota; Viridiplantae; Streptophyta; Magnoliopsida; Fabales; Fabaceae. Gene Ontology annotation, biological process: lipid transport. Gene Ontology annotation, cellular component: membrane. The transcript is spliced from 2 exons. The record is from RefSeq and is a predicted model, not a curated record. Gene Ontology annotation, molecular function: lipid binding.
AUGAUGAAGGUUAUGAAUCUUUUUGUGCCUAUGAUGACUUUAUGUUUGUUGCCCUCAACAUUUUCUACAACCCAAAUUGUUGACAUCAUAUGCAGCGAGGCUCUACCGUUAUUUAAUCCUUGUCAACCAUAUUUGGUGGGUUCUGCAGAAAUAUCAGCUUCGUGUUGUGCAGGAGUAGCCGGUAUUAUUCAAAUGGCCGACACCACUCUAGUUCGAAGGGAUUUGUGCAAUUGCAUUAAGAAAUUUGUUUCCGAUAUUGGUAUCAAUCCUGACAACGCAAAACAACUCCCUCAACUUUGUCAUAUUAAUCUUCCAUUUGCAGCACGAUUCCAUGAUAUUUUUACGUUUACGGAUCAGCAGAAAGCUUGA